Molecule: messenger RNA, 1623 nt
Organism: Xyrauchen texanus (razorback sucker)
Lineage: Eukaryota; Metazoa; Chordata; Actinopteri; Cypriniformes; Catostomidae
Product: GTPase IMAP family member 7-like
Exons: 3
Coding region: 1-816 (271 amino acids)
Molecular function (GO): GTP binding
Source: RefSeq, a predicted model, not a curated record
AUGGGUGUGUUGGGUGUGGUUGCUUUUUGUGUUCUGCUUCUCUUCACCUGCCGUCUGUUGGACAGACAAGUUGAAAACGAUCUGCUGUUAACAGGUCCAACUGAAUUUUCAAAAGAAGCUGAAAUGAGAAAACAGAAAGAUUCUUUGAAUAUUGUGCUGAUGGGUAAGACUGGAGCAGGAAAGAGUGCAUCAGGAAACACAAUUCUGGGCAGAGAUCAGUUUAUAGUGAAUUUGUCUCCUUCAGCUGUGACCAGGAUCUGUAAGGAAGCACGUACAGAAAUAGAUGGUCAAAACAUCAGUGUGAUCGACACAAUAGGACUCUCUGAUAAAUCAAUAAAGUCUUCAGAUUCACAAAGUAAAAUAGAGCAGAUAUUUGAUUGUGCAGAUUGUGGUAUUGAUGUGUUUCUGCUGGUGAUCAAAUUGAGUAAGGCAGUCACAGAAGACAUGAACAUUGUGAAAUGGAUCAAAGAGAACUUUGGAGAAAAGGCCUCAGAACACACAAUAGUGCUGUUUACUCAUGGAGAUGAAUUACAGGAGCCAGUUGAGGAAUAUCUGAGUCUACACAAAUCACUGAGGUCAGUAGUUGAUCAGUGUUCAGGAGGAUGUCAUGUUUUUAAUAAUAAAUCUGAAGAUCGCUCUCAAGUCACUGGACUUCUGAAAAAGAUUGAGUUACUGAAGAUGACGAAUGGAAGCGAUAGAUACACUAAACAGGACUAUAAGAAGACUCAGGAUAAAAUCCUACUUUCAGCAGCAGGAGGUGCAGUUGUGGCAGCAGCAUUUUUUUUAGGAAUGUUUUUUAUUUUCAUGAAAAAGUAAAAAUUCUAAAAAAGCUAAAAAUAAUAAAAAUGACUGAACUACCCAAAGUAAUACAUGUUACAUCAGGGGAACUGGGGCUAGUUGUCACAAGGGAAAUUUCAUAAGUUGUCUCUGGAGUAGGAACUCUAGACUUGCAGCAGUUUUGUAUGUUGUUUCAAACACUUAGUUCUCAAUAUAUCAAAUAUUUGUGUGUAUCAUAAGUAUGUAUCAUUCACAGUCAAAUUUCAAUAUGAUCAUAUUUUGAGCUGUUAGGUGAACAAGUGAACACAAUAAAACCACUGGUUUAAAUGCAGACAAGGUAGAAUUUUUUUUUUUUUUCAUGUAUUUUUCAUGUAUGCUAGUUUGGGGCAAGUUGUCACAUAAUGUUUUUAAUUUCAUACAAUUUACUAAUUACAAUAUUUGAUACUUGAUUAAAGUUAAAGUUUGUAAUUUCACAGACACAAGCACCAUCGAACGGAAUUGCAACAAUAAACAAUGUUUUCAAAACAGCUGUCUGAAUUUGCCCCUCCUCUGCCAUUGAUCAGUCAAUGAGAUAGUCCCGCCCCCAACUAAUCCCAUUGGCUGAGUCAUUGUUAUUGUGUCUGUAUGGACGGGCCGCUCAAAACAAACAGAAGAAUCUUUACAGGACCCAGUGUUUACAGUUUUCAAUAUCAUUUAUCUAUAAAUGGAAAUUAAAGUUGUCUCUGCAUUUAGGACGGGAUGUAGUUCAAUAUUUAAAUACUGAAAAUGUUCUUCAGCUUUAAGCUGUUUGUUACUAUUUAAAGAUAAUUUUGUGGCUCAUAAUUAUUUUGGUCUAUUUAUGUGAUG